This is a messenger RNA of Melospiza melodia melodia, 2657 nucleotides long. RefSeq names its product kinesin family member 2C (gene KIF2C). The record is from RefSeq and is a predicted model, not a curated record. Gene Ontology annotation, biological process: microtubule-based movement. Gene Ontology annotation, molecular function: microtubule motor activity; microtubule binding; ATP binding. The transcript has 22 exons. The coding region runs from base 22 to 2217 and encodes 731 amino acids. NCBI's taxonomy places the organism in Eukaryota, Metazoa, Chordata, Aves, Passeriformes, Passerellidae.
CGCGGUUCCUGUCCCCGAGCCAUGGACUCCCGCCUCUGCCGCAACGUCUAUCCCGGCGUCGUUAUUAACAUCCAGCGGAGCAGUGGCUUAAUCCACAAGGCCACGGUGAAGGUGGUGAACGUGGAGCACUCCUGCGUGACCGUGGAGUGGUGUGAGAGUGGUGCCACUAAAGGCAAGGAGGUUGAUAUUAGUGAUGUCAUUGCAAUAAAUCCUGAAUUAUUAGAACUACCUCCUGCUGAUGUGAAAGAGAAUGUUCCUGUGCAAGACAACGUAACUUCACAGAAACAGAAGCGUAGAACAACCCUCUCAAAAAUUCCUGCUCCUCGAGAAGAAGUCACAUUUAAUGUCUCUGCAAAUGAGCAGAAGAUUCAAGCUGUGCGUGGCCGUUCCAGGAUGUCUGCUCUCACAGAACCCCAGUGUGGCUUCCAGGAAGAUGAAAUGGCAGUAGAUCCCUCCACUUCUGUGCAAACCAGAAAAUAUUUGGCUGCUGGCCGAACCAGGCCUACUGGGCUGAGUUGUGUUCCAGAAGCUUCCCUGGAAAAUGUAAAUGGAAAUCCAGAGAAUCAUCUGUCUGCUGCUAGAACAAACUGUUCAGUGAGCCCAGUUCGAAGAAGAUCUAACAUUGUGAAAGAGAUGGAGAAAAUGAGAACCAAGAGAGAAGAAAAGAGAGCUCAAAAUAGUGAAAUCAGGAUAAAACGAGCACAGGAGUUUGACAGCAGCUAUCCAAACUGGGAGUUUGCACGUAUGAUCCAGUCAUUCAGAGCAACUUUAAACUGCCAGCCAAUAUCUAUAAGUGAUCCAAUAGAAGAGCACAGGAUUUGUGUCUGUGUGAGAAAGCGCCCUCUCAAUAAGCAAGAACUUCUGAAAAAGGAAUGUGAUGUGGUUACUGUUCCGAGCAAGUGUGUCCUGAUGGUGCAUGAGCCAAAGCAGAAAGUGGACCUAACAAAAUACCUUGAAACCCAAACAUUUAGAUUUGACUUUUCAUUUGAUGAAACUGCUUCGAAUGAAGUGGUGUACAGAUUCACUGCUAGACCUCUUGUAGAGACCAUCUUUGAGGGUGGGAAGGCGACAUGCUUUGCAUAUGGCCAGACAGGCAGUGGCAAGACGCAUACUAUGGGUGGAGACUUCUCUGGGAGAAGCCAGAAUGCCGCAAAGGGCAUAUAUGCUUUUGCCUCACAAGAUGUCUUCCUCCUCCUAAACCAGCCCAGGUACAGGAAUCAGAAUCUGGAAGUCUAUGUGACUUUCUUUGAAAUAUACAACGGAAAAGUGUUUGACCUGUUGAAUAAGAAGGCCAAACUUCGAGUCCUGGAGGAUGGCAAGCAACAGGUCCAGGUUGUUGGUCUCCAAGAAAACCCAGUUAGCUGUGCUGAGGAUGUCAUCAAAAUGAUCUCGAUGGGCAGUGCUUGCAGGACAUCUGGGCAGACUUUUGCAAAUGCCAGCUCUUCCCGGUCACACGCCUGCUUCCAAAUCAUCCUGCGACGAAGAGGACAAAUGAUUGGCAAAUUUUCCUUGGUGGAUCUGGCAGGAAAUGAAAGGGGUGCAGACACAUCUAAUGCUGAUCGGCAGACACGGAUGGAAGGUGCUGAAAUCAAUAAGAGCUUGCUGGCUUUGAAGGAGUGCAUCCGAGCUUUAGGGCAGAACAAGUCCCACACCCCUUUUCGGGAGAGCAAGCUGACACAGGUGCUAAGGGACUCUUUCAUAGGAGCAAACUCAAGGACCUGCAUGAUAGCAAUGAUUUCUCCAGGCAUGAGUUCGUGUGAAUACACCUUAAACACACUGAGAUAUGCUGACAGAGUGAAAGAGCUCAGCCCUCAUGAUGGAGGCAGUGAAACCCAGAGUCAGAUGGAGACUGAGGAGGCUGAGACCAGUACUGAAGGCUCAGGUCUUCAACUCAAUUUCUGCAAGGAUGAGGAGGAAGAGUUCUCUCCACACAUGUUCAACUAUCGAGAGGUUAUGACUCAAAUCAGUGAACGGGAGGAGAAGGUUGUAGAACAGCUCAGAGAACUGAGACAGAAAAUUACUACUGAACUUGACUGCCUCUUGGAAAUCACAGAGAAACCAGAUUAUGAUCUUGAGACCUUUGUGAGCAGAGCUAAUUACUUCAUAGAGGACAGCUCAAGAAAUUUCCUUUGUGUCAGAGAAACACUGGAUGCCCUGGGGACUGCCAUGCAACUGGAGGAGCAAGCCAGCAAGCAGAUUAGCUGGAAGAGGCCUUAAUCAUUACAGCAAAACCUGGUUCACAAGCAAUCUUUCAUGCACUUGUCUUGUCUUGCAUGUUUGUCAGUGGUUUGCAUCACUCCUGUUUUAAAUGUGGUAGGGUGUCUGCAGGUCACAUGCCCAAAGGCAGUGAACACAGCAGCCUUUUUCUUCAUGGCCUGUAUCAGGGUGCUCAGCAAAGUGCUAAAAUGCACCCGCUGCAAGGCUUGGGUAGGGGGCCUGAGAGUCUGCAGUCUCUGCCUGCAGAGAUAGCUAGCCCUUUGCUGGUGACAGUGGUUUCCCCUAAGAGAACUACACAUGUGUAGUACAUUACCUUUUCCAGAUGUGCUUGAAACAUUGCAAAACUGUUACAAGUUUUGCUUUUCUAGAAGGAAAUAAAAUGGACUAUAUGAUUGUAAAAACCAGUAUUUUAAGAAGUUGAAUAAAUAAAUGUUCUUGGA